Messenger RNA from Bemisia tabaci, 857 nucleotides. RefSeq lists its product as uncharacterized. NCBI's taxonomy places the organism in Eukaryota, Metazoa, Arthropoda, Insecta, Hemiptera, Aleyrodidae. The record is from RefSeq and is a predicted model, not a curated record.
ACGCCUCUGGUGCGAAGCCCCCGAAAGCGAUUUUGACACGUUCCAAAACUCAGUUCCAGUUCAUCUCUUCAUCUUGAACGAGCUUGGCUAGUUAUCUAAAUAAGAUUGGUUGAAAUGAAGACCCUAAACUGCCUCUGUCUCUGCCUCCUGCUGGCCACCUGCGCUUGCAGACGCUCGUCAUACAGUAGCUCACAAGGAUAUUCAAACUCGUCAUACAACAGCUCACAAGAAUAUUCCGGUGGUAAUAGCACAGGAUUUCAGCAAUUUUGUGUAAAGGCCUUUGCGAUCGUUUUACAAACUGUGAUGUACAUCCCCACCAUCAGCACUGGAAACCUUGGCGAUCUUUCACUGCUUUCCGCGAUACCAGGAUUUACCGGAACUGGAGCCGGCGUCCAAACAAUGUCGUUUAUCGGUGGUGGAGCGAAUUUGGGUGCGGAUCCUUUCGGCUUUAAAAUCACCCGGAUUAACGGUACGGAUAAGUUCAAUAUCACCGUCACCAACAUAAAGAGCCCGGGAAAUGACGACGUCAGCUUUGUUAUUCAGGACCCGAGCAUAACCUUUUGCAGCCUCCUGGCCAAGUUAGGAAUAUUCAAAGACACGAGUUUUAAGUAUGGGCGCGCCUUGCAAGUCCUUUACCUCACGAGAGACCUCAUUGCUGCGGUAAUUAAUAAUACUACCGGAUCGAGUUUAAUGGCCACUCCUAUAUUAUUGAGCUUGCUCCCAUUACUAGGUUGAGCUAAUGAGUAUUCUUUGAUGCAAACCUUCAGGAUGAUUAUUGUUUGAAAUAAAUUUAUAAUUUUGUUUCUAUUUAUAAGUAAAUGAAAAUACAAUAAAUGAACGAUACAAUGAAAUAAAAA